AUGGAAAUGUGGAAAUUUGGGGAUUAUAAAUCGUAUACCAGUUUGGACUUAUUGGCCCAUGUGAUGGGGAUUCCAUCUCCAAAAUCUGAUAUAGAAGGGCAUCAGGUGGCUCAGGUGUACUAUCAAGACCACGAUUUGGAAAGGAUAAGGAGGCGAACAACUAUUGAUGACGGAAUGAAUGCAACAGAGGUUCUUUUAGAGGUUAAGGAUUUUUCGGUGCGGUUUGGCGACGCAUGGGUGGUAAAAGCCGUCAAUUUUAAAUUGUACAAAGGCCAAACACUGGGUGUGGUGGGAGAAUCGGGCAGUGGUAAAUCGGUGACGGCCAUGGCCAUUAUGGGUUUGUUGCCCAAGCAGGCGCAUUUGACCGGUGAAAUAUGGUGGCAUGGAUCCGCCAAUCCGAUAAACAUUUUGGUUCAAAAUCAAUCGGCCAUGCGCGAUUUAAGAAGACAGGGGCUGGGCAUGAUAUUCCAAGAGCCCAUGACGGCCCUGAAUCCCAGCAUGCGGUGUGGCGAUCAAUUGUUGGAAGCCAUCGAUCAAUCGUCCAACGCCCAUGAAUGGGUAAUGCAAUGGUUGGAAAAUGUCCGCUUACCCGAACCCCAAAGAAUAUUUAAAGCCUAUCCCCAUGAAUUAUCGGGAGGGCAGCGUCAACGGGUGAUGAUUGCCAUGGCCAUGAUGAAAAGUCCGUUGUUGUUGAUUGCCGAUGAACCCACCACGGCAUUGGACGUUCAUGUUCAAAAAGAAAUAUUGGAUUUGAUUCAAGAUCUUCAAAAAAACCAUCAAACCAGCGUAUUGUUUAUAUCGCAUGAUUUGGGGGUUAUUCGACAGAUGUCCAAGGCGGUGAUGGUGAUGUAUAGAGGUGGGGUCAUGGAGAUGGAUUUGGUGGAUAAGGUGUUUGCUUCGCCUCAACAUCCAUACACCAAAAAUUUGAUAGCCUGCAAGCCCCGUUUGGGAAAACGCCCCAAGCAUUUGCCCACCAUUGCCGAUUUUGAAAAGCAUCCCGAUUUUGUGCCCAAUUUUGAGACCACCCAAGAACGGGACAAUAGACUAUCG
Messenger RNA from Notodromas monacha, 1050 nucleotides. Lineage: Eukaryota; Metazoa; Arthropoda; Ostracoda; Podocopida; Cyprididae. The record is from the annotation of a GenBank genome assembly.